AUGGAGACUUAUUUCCAGUAUAAACGGCUUCAGCAGCAUGUCCGCCAGCAGCUGUUGACUCCGAAGAACAGCUGCAGCCCGGGACACACCGUCGGCUCUCCCUAUCCUGCAAGCUGCGAAUUGAGAACUCACCAAAGCGUUCCGGAGCUGCCAGUUUCAGAGGACCUGAUCCUUGUCAGCUGGGAUGGGCCUAAUGAUCCAUUCAACCCUGCAAACCAGAGCACUACCCGGAAGCUUUUCAUGACUGUCCUUGUUUCCCUGAUAGCCCUCGCUGUCUCUGCCGCAUCCGCAAUUGAUGCUUGCGGCGUCAGAGAAUAUAGUGCGCACUUCCAGGUAUCCGAAGUCGUUGGUUCUCUCGCAACAGCUCUCUUCCUCGUCGGCUUCGCGUUCGGAUCUCUUCUCUCCGGCCCUUUUUCCGAAAUGUUUGGACGCAACGCGGUCUAUAUAACAACCAUGCUCCUCUACCUCCUCUUCAUCAUGGCAUCCGGCCUCGCGCAAAACCUGCAUAGCCAUCUUAUCUUCCGCACCCUCGCCGGCUUCUUUGCCUCGACCCCGCUAAGCUGUGCAGGCGGCACGGUCGCAGACUUGUGGGAUCCAAUCGAAAAGACCUACGCUUUUCCUGUCUACGCUAUACCAGCAUUCACAGGGCCCAUGAUCGGGCAGGCCAUUGGAAGCUAUAUCCCAGAAAAGCUAGGCUGGCGGUGGCUGGAGUGGAUAAUGCUAAUAACCGGAGGCGCCGUCCUGGGCUUGGUCUUCCUAUUCCAGCCAGAGACUUACGGGAAUCUGAUCCUGCAUUGGAAAGCAUCGAUACUGCGCCAGGAAACAGGUGAUAAACGAUACAGAGCCCCCAUGGAGAUGAAGCAGGAGAGUCUAGCACAACGGCUAAAGAUCUCUGUCUCGCGUCCCUUUGCAAUGUUCUACUCCGAGCCCAUCAUCAUCCUUGUCUCACUCUAUUUGACCGUUAUCUAUAUUAUCCUCUUCACUUUUCUCGAGGGCUACACGUAUAUCUUCGGCGAGAUCUACGGCCUCUCGCAGGGCCUGACGAGCAUUUGCUGGACUGGUAUGAUAGUUGGAGACUUGCUUGUCGGAUUCCUAGUCCCAGUCGUGUAUGCGUGGACUAAACGGGCCUAUGAGCGCACAAAGCCUGCACCCCUCGCCCCUGAGAUGAGGCUAUGGUACGCAAUGCUCGGCGGUGCGCCCGCUGUGCCGGUCAGCUUGUUCUGGAUGGGGUGGACCAGCAAGGCGUCGAUAUCAAUCUGGUCCCCCCUCGUCGCCUCGGUUCUCUUCGGCUACGGCAUAACCACCAUAUUCAUCGUCGCGUACAUGUAUCUCAUCAAUACGUACGCCACCUAUGCAGCCUCCGCGUUGGGAUUCCUGGUGUUCACGCGGUAUGUGGCUGCGGGGGGUGUGACUGUUGCCGGAGGCCUGAUUUAUCGCGCACUCGGGGUGUUUUAUACACUCACGAUUCUGGGCUCUGUUAGUGCGCUGAUGGCAUUUGUGCCCUACCUGCUGUAUAUCUAUGGACCUAGGAUACGCAAGAGAAGUAGGUAUGCGGUUAACAUUAACGCACCGUGA
Molecule: messenger RNA, 1575 nt
Organism: Aspergillus mulundensis
Lineage: Eukaryota; Fungi; Ascomycota; Eurotiomycetes; Eurotiales; Aspergillaceae
Product: MFS transporter
Exons: 4
Coding region: 1-1575 (524 amino acids)
Biological process (GO): transmembrane transport
Molecular function (GO): transmembrane transporter activity
Source: RefSeq, a predicted model, not a curated record